AGGUCUGGUUGAAAGGGAUGGAAGGAACUCAGAUGGGCGUGUGGGUGAACCAUGGGGAAGGAAGGUGUCACUUCCCUGAUGCCUCAGUCUUUGAACGUGUCAAGAAGGAGCAGUUAAUCCCCAUGCGCUACAUUGAUGACGACGGCAACGCGACGGAGACGUAUCCCUUCAAUCCCAACGGCUCACCGGAGGGCAUCGUGGGUCUUUGCAGUUCAGAUGGAAGAAUCCUGUCCAUCAUGCCGCACCCUGAACGCCUGGCGAGCUGGCCGUGGCAAUGGCCCUACGCUCCACAGGAGUGGAUGGAGGGCUCCAAGAGAUUGAGAUGUUCCCCUUGGUUGAAGAUGUUCCAGAAUGUGAGAGAAUGGUGCGACAGCAAGUGAUGGACUGGAGCCAUCUCACCGCAGGUCACCGCGGGACUUGCGGUGGAUCAAACAUAUCAAAAGUUGUGCAUAAAAGUUAAAGAGCGGAGCUCUUUUUUCCCCUUUAAUUUAAGCGCCGGGGCCCCUUGAUCUUAAGGUCAAUGCCCUGAAGUGCAUGAAAAAAUGUGCGUCUCACACCGAAAACUCUUGUGUUUCUGGAGCUUCAAUGCGAUUUUAGAGGCAUUUAGAGGCUUCACUUUUGUGCACAGCGCGAGAAGCAAGUCUAUCUUUGGGUGCGUAGCUUUGGAUCC
Molecule: messenger RNA, 670 nt
Organism: Cladocopium goreaui
Lineage: Eukaryota; Dinophyceae; Suessiales; Symbiodiniaceae
Source: the annotation of a GenBank genome assembly